AUGCUCCAAGCCUACUCUACGCAUAGCAUCACCCCUGCAGUAAUCCCAACAGUCCCCAAGCAGGUCAUCAUUGAUGCGUUCCGCCACUGUGGGAGUUCAAGCAAGCUGGACGGGACGGAGAACCACCUUGUGAUGUCUCACCUGCGCGCGAGGACCACAGGCAACAACACGCGCCUGCUUGGGCAGGCUCUUGAGGAGGAGGAGGAGGAGGAGGAGGAGGAGGAGGAGGAGGAGGAGGAGGAGGAGGAGGAGGAGGAGGAGGAGGAGGAGGAGGAGGAGGAGGAGAUGCAGGCGGAGGGCGUCAGGGAGGUGGCCGUGGCAACCGGCCUGGAGGUGCUAUACCAGGAGACCCCCAACUACCGCGGAGCGGCGGCCGAGGCUGACCGCAUGGCCGAGCCAAGGCAGGCAGCUAGGCAUGCCUGGCGAGUGCCAGACCUGGGUGUUAGGGAGCCUGAUAUUCAUGCAGAUGAGGAGGUUGUGACGGAGGGGGGCUAG
Messenger RNA from Closterium sp. NIES-65, 495 nucleotides. NCBI's taxonomy places the organism in Eukaryota, Viridiplantae, Streptophyta, Zygnematophyceae, Desmidiales, Closteriaceae. The record is from the annotation of a GenBank genome assembly.